Messenger RNA from Paramuricea clavata, 1692 nucleotides. NCBI's taxonomy places the organism in Eukaryota, Metazoa, Cnidaria, Anthozoa, Malacalcyonacea, Plexauridae. The record is from the annotation of a GenBank genome assembly.
AUGGCCAGAGCUGAUCGCAACAAGUCCCAGCAGUUGGUUCAGGAGGAGCAGUCAUCUUACACCGGAAAUACGUUGGGUCCUCCCCUUCCAGCAAGCGAUGACAAGGAGAAAAUUCUCGGAAUCUUAUGGAAUUCUUACGAGGACAAUCUUAUUAUUGAUAUCAAGGAUGUUGCAGAUUUGGCGCAGAUGGUUCAUGCUACGAAGAGAAAUGUGAUCAGUGUUUCAUCAGUGUUUCUUCCAAGAUUUAUGAUCCUAUGGGUUUUAUAUCCCCAUUGACAAUCAGUUUCAAGCUGUUGUUUCAAGAACUUUGUCUGGCGAAGGGUGACUGGGACCAUCCACUUGGAGGAACACUGAAAAGCAACUGGCAGAAAUUAGUUGAUAACCUAAACGUCGUCCAACUUGUUGUUAUUCCGAGAUGCUAUAUUUCUGACAUACACGAGCAAGUUGUAUUCUACGAGCUUCAGGGGUUUUGCGAUGCCUCUAUCAAAGCAUAUGCUGCCGUAAUAUACUUCAGAAUCAUCACACAUCCUCUUCAAUUGUGUCACCUGCAAGAAGCAAGAUGGUAGAGCAUACAAGGCACUUAACUCUCCGCCAUUGCCGGAGUUUAGAGUAAAGGAAGCACCACCGUUUACAUACGUUGGCUUGGACUACGUCAGUCCUUUAUAUGUGAAAUCUACGAACGAUUUAGACGAGAAAGCAUGGAUUUGUUUGAUUACAUGUUGUGUUUCUAGAGCGGUACACCUUGAAGUUGUUCCCAACAUGACACCACAAGCCUUCCUGAGAAGUUUUAGGAGAUUUACGUCACGACGUUCGACGCCAUUGCUUGUCGUUUCGGACAACGCGAAAACCUUUAAGGCUGCGUCCAAAGAGUUAAUGACACUUAUGCGUGAUCCUCAAGUGAAGAAAUAUUUCUUGCAGCAACGAAUGCAGUGGUCGUUUAAUCUGAAGAAAGCCCCGGGUUUCUUUGAGCGGCUUGUGGGAUCAUUGAAACAAUGUUUGAAGAAAACUAUCGGAAAGGCAAGAUUGUCUUAUGACGAGCUAGUUACAGCUGUCACGGAAGCAGAAUCGAUCCUGAACAGUCGACCCUUAUCCUAUGUAUUCUCCGAGGACGUCGAGGAACCCUUCACCACAGCCCAUCUUCUGAGCGGAAGACGGAUCCUGAGUUUACCUCAUCGUCAUCAAGACAACCCUGAAGAUGAAGAUUUUCAAGUCGACCUAUCGACGAAUGACCUCAACAAACGAGUUCGCUAUCUAAAUGACAUUAUUGAACAAUUUUGGCGAAGAUGGCGGAACGAGUAUUUGGUAGAGCUGAGAAAUGCACAUAAGAGUCCCAAGAAAACAGUAGAGAAAUCUUCUGUGGAAGUUGGAGAUAUAGUACUAGUUCACGACGAGAACCAUUCGCAUAGUUUCUGGAGAAUUGGAAGAAUAAAGGAACUUGUCAAUAGCACGGCUGAUGGGAAGUCGAGAGGUGCAGUUGUACGAGUCAUGAGCAAGAAAGGGAAAGUUACUACAUUAAGGCGUCCAUUACAGCUGUUCUUUCCUAUGGAGAUUAACUGUAAACUUGCGAAAGACGAAGUACAAUUGGAACAAAAGAAUGGUGCUCAGGAGUCAACUGAAUCCGAAAGACCAAGAAGAAGAGCGGCGAUCACAGGUGAACUGUUGAUAAGACAUUGGAUUAAGGACAUGAACCAG